ACCACCUUCCGGGGCGGUCCUGGCCCGGGCGCCGCGUUCCUCAACCCGCGCGGCGGGAGCGGCGGGCGAUGGUUCUGCCCGCGGGGGACCGGCCGGGGGCCGACCCGACCCAGGCCCUGGGCGCGCUGUGGGACUACCGCGUCUACGCGCGUCGCUGGGUCUUUCUGCUGGUGCUCAGCCUUCUCAGCUUCUCCAACGCCACGCUGUGGCUCAGCUUCGCACCCGUGGCCGACAUGAUUGCCCACCACUUCCUCCUCUCCACCGAGCAGAUCAACUGGCUUUCGCGAGUCUACUUCGUGGCGUCCAUCCCGUCUGGCGUGGUGGCCAUCUGGGUUCUGGAUUCUGUUGGGCUCCGCUGGGCAACCAUCGUGUGCGCAUGGCUGAACUUUGCCGGGAGUGUGUUCCGAACCUUGCCCUUCAUGGUCGGCGGGAUCCAGGACCCAUUUGCCUUCCUCAUGGGUGGGCAGAGCCUCUGUGCCCUGGCCCAGACGCUGGUCGUCUUCUCUCCGGCCAAGCUGGCUGCCUUGUGGUUCCCCGAGCACCAGCGAGCCACGGCCAACAUGAUUGGCACCAUGUCAAACCCCCUGGGCAUCCUGGUGGCCAACCUGCUGUCACCUGCCCUGGUGAAGAAGGAGGAGGACAUCCCCUUGAUGCUGGGCAUCUAUAUCAUCCCUGCCGGCAUCACCUGCCUGCUGGCCACCGCCUGCCUCUUGGAGAGCGUGCCCCCCACCCCACCCUCCGCCAGGGCCAUCCACUCCACCUCAGAGAAGUUCCUGGAUGGGCUGAAGCUGCUCUUGUGUAACAGAGCCUAUGUCGUCCUGGCCGUGUGUUUCGGGGGCGGCAUUGGCAUCUUCUCCAGCUUCUCGGCCCUCCUGGAGCAGGUCCUUUGUGUGAGGGGCUACUCCAACGAAUUUAUAGGCCUUUGUGGGGCUCUCUUCAUUGUGUUUGGGGUCCUGGGGGCCCUGGUUCUCAGCCUGUAUGUGGACCGGACCAAGCUCUUCACCGAAGCUGUCAAGAUUGGCUUCUGUCUGACCUCCGUGGUCUGUGUGGCCUUCGCUCUGGUGUCUCAGCUGCAGGGACAGACCCUCGCGCUGGCUGCCAUCUGCUCACUGCUUGGCCUCUUUGGUUUCGCGGUGGCACCCAUUGCCAUGGAGCUGGCCGUUGAGUGCUCCUUCCCUGUGGGUGAGGGUGCGGCUGCGGGCCUGAUCUUCGUGCUGGGGCAGGCCGAGGGCGUGCUCAUCAUGGUCCUGCUGACUGCCCUGACCGUGCGCCGUGCAGAGCCGUCUGUCUCCACCUGCCAGGAUGGCCAGGGCCCACUGGACUGGCGGGUGUCCAUGCUGCUGAUGGCUGGCCUCUGCACCCUCUUCAGCUGCUUCCUGGUUCUCUUCUUUCACACUCCAUACCGGCGCCUCCAGGCUGAGGCCAGUGCGAGCUGCUCCAUCCAGGAGGACAUGUCCCCUGCGACCGUGGACCGCGAACCCCACCCGGCAGCCACCCCCUGAGGCAUCCACACGACCUCCUCCGGCACUGGCGCCCUAGGAAGCUCGGGGCCACUCAUCCCUAGAGCUGUUCUCCUGGCCCCGCCUUCUUGUUCCUGGGAGCCCUGAGCCCCUGGAACCCUCAGGACUUGCAGAGAUGUCACAAGGGUCCCUGACGAGAUCUGGAAGCUAAGAGAGCAGUUAGUGCAUCAAGAAGUGGUUCUGGGGACAUGAAGGGGAGGCCAGGAGAGACAGGCUUUGGUCACAGGGUGACAUCUUCGUGCAGGUGCCAGAAGGACUUGGGGCAAGGCAGGGUGGCCCAGAGGAGACCCUGUGGCUGUGGCAAGAACUGCUGGAGCCGUGUGACAGGCAGACACCCCAGUGGCCAGGCCAGACCCAGGGUGGCUGGUGCUGGAGCAGCGUAUGGGUGUGGACCUAGCAAGAGAGGCAAGAGCGAGGGGGACAUGGAGGGAUUGGGGGCCCUGGGGGCCCCUAGCAUGACCGAGUCUGGAGUCGACAGUUGUGAGAAAGGCCGUGUUUGGGGGAUCCCAAGCCGUGGCUUUACUCAAUCUCUGCUGACCACUGAGUGGCCUAAUGCCCUGGGAUGAGUGCUAGCACGGCGGGAGGGGCCAGGCUGGGUGGGGAGGGGAAGCAGAGGGAGGACCCCACAGGCAGAUGCUCCCACCCCAGCAGGCCCUUCCCCUCCAGACUCUCCUAGUUCCAAGCAAACACUCCCACCCGCAGUGGACCCUCCCCACACUCUCCCUGCCAAGGCAGACACUUCCCCCACCCAGGUGGAAGUUCCCCACCUGCAGACUCUCCCACCCCCAGGUGACACGUCCUCCUCUCCCUCUGCAGACACUGGCAGGCAGGUUUGUGGGUUCAUGUUUAUUGAACUGGCUGCAGCCCAGGUGGGGACGGGGGCCGUGCCCCUCACUCCUCCUUCUCCUCCCCGUGGGUGAGCACGUAGCUCAGUGCCUUGUAGUCCAGGUUGCCUGCAGCAUCGAUGGUGGCAAACUGGAACAUCUGGUCAACCUGCAAGCCAGUGUGGUGUGGGGGAGGGUCAGGCCCAGGGAGGAGGGGAAGGAGCAAAAUGGUCCGCUGAAUUACAGGCAACUAACUCCA
Messenger RNA from Neofelis nebulosa (Clouded leopard), 2603 nucleotides. RefSeq names its product solute carrier family 49 member 3 (gene SLC49A3). The coding region runs from base 69 to 1502 and encodes 477 amino acids. NCBI's taxonomy places the organism in Eukaryota, Metazoa, Chordata, Mammalia, Carnivora, Felidae. Gene Ontology annotation, biological process: transmembrane transport. Gene Ontology annotation, cellular component: membrane. The record is from RefSeq and is a predicted model, not a curated record. The transcript has 10 exons. Gene Ontology annotation, molecular function: transmembrane transporter activity.